Molecule: messenger RNA, 990 nt
Organism: Achroia grisella
Lineage: Eukaryota; Metazoa; Arthropoda; Insecta; Lepidoptera; Pyralidae
Exons: 1
Coding region: 1-990 (329 amino acids)
Source: RefSeq, a predicted model, not a curated record
AUGACAGAUCCAGAGGAUGAGUCAUUCCCGAUGGUUGAAUCUCCCUGUGAGGAAGAACCAGAGCCAGUGGAAAUAUUUCCGUUGGUGGUGGAGCCGGAUAAAGAAUAUCCUGCGGAUUCGAUCGAACCGCAACCAUCCACCGUCAUAUCAACGGAGGCUGAACCGGAGAAAUCCUCGGAAGCAAUACAAGCCAAUUGCUCUAUACAGGAGGUUGAUCCAGAUAUUUUAAUAGCCUUAGGGGAGAUUACUAAUGACUCCCCGGAUUACGGGGAAAAAAUACACGAUUGUUUAGCAAAAAUUUGGACACCAUUAUUAAAAAAGGGGUUAAGUAAAGAUGUUCGCAAGAAAUUAAUUAAAGAUUACCUUAUUCCUGAAAAUUGUCCCCUUUUAAAAGCGCCAACAUUAAAUCCGGAAAUUUUAGCCGCUUUACCCGAAACUGGUAGGUUCCGGGAUAAGAAAAUUUUGGCAUCCCAACAACAAUUAGGAGUUGGUAUCACAGCCAUAAAUAGAGGACUCAAUAUAUUGUUGUCCGAAACCAGUAAUAAGGUUGACGCAAUUAAAUUCAUUAGCGAUGGUUGUCGUGUCUUGUCCGAUCUUCAUUUUCAAAAUACAGAGAGUAGAAUAAAAUUUAUAUCUCCUGGUCUGGACAAGUCAUUUUUACAAUUAAUACAAGCCUCAGAGAGAGAUGAUUUACUAUUUGGCAGUAAAUUAUCUGAGAAAAUUAAGGCGUCCAAAGCAAUUGCUAAACAAAGUCAACAUAUAAAGAAGGCCCCAAACGCCCCAAAAGCCCCACCACUGCAAACACAAAUACUAUCAACUCGGCCUAAUAACCAGAGAAACUGGCAGGGCCCUCCUCGUUACUCGUCGAACAGGGGGGGGGGGGGGGGCGGAGGACUACGGCGGACAAGUCAACGGCCACCAGUUCAAUCCGGAGGUCCUCAAUUGAAACCACUGCCAUCCAAGACUCGAGGAGUACCUCGCCGAGUAUAA